Messenger RNA from Chara braunii, 2649 nucleotides. Lineage: Eukaryota; Viridiplantae; Streptophyta; Charophyceae; Charales; Characeae. The record is from the annotation of a GenBank genome assembly.
CUCUCUCUCUCUCUCUCUCACACACACACACACACACACACACACACACACACACACACACACACACACACACACACACACACACUCUCUCUCUCCUUCAUACCCCGUGAUAUAUAUAUAUAUAUAUAUAUUUUUUUUUAUUGCGAUUUUCCCACGCUAUGUCUGCCACUUCGUCGUGGUUGUUACUGUUGUCGUGCAGGGGAUGUCCAAGUCAUCGGCUCUCAAACACCUCCAGGAGGAGAUCAAGAAACAUUUCACGAUUGAGGGGACACGGGGAAAGAAUGUGAAAAAGGGAUCGAAGUACUGGAGGUGUAACUACUGCGACUGGCGGUUGGCCGGGACUGCCACAAGGCUCCGGGAUCACUUCUUGGAGAGGUGCACCCUUGACAAUGUCAUUGUCCAGUUGUCAGUGGAGGAGAGGGCAAGGAGGGAAGCUGGAAUGUCGGAGGCGAAGUGCAUUGCUCGCAUGUUGCUGCAGUGCGAGGCUCGAGGAGCUGGGCCCAGCAACAUGUCGACAGCCGCAGGAGUAGCCGGUCCCAACAACAUGCGGACAGCCUCAAGUCAGGUACCGCAGUUUCCCAGCUCACAGGUCGGUGGUGCGGGCGUCACUGGCGAGACGGCCACACCUCAGUCCACUGCCGACACCGUUCUUGGGUCGAAGCCAAGUUCGGGGAGGCCGCUGAGGCAGACUGUGAUCGAGGAAGCCGACAGUGUGAUCACAAUGAAUGAGCGGACCAACCGGUUCCUUGACCGGUUUCUGAUAUGCACCAACCAGCCAUUCAGCUUGGUGGAGGACGUCCACUUCCUCGAGUUCCUUCAGGCCGUGAGGACGGCCCAUCCGACAUGGAUGCCUUGCAGAAGGGACGAGCAGCGGACAAAGAGGUUGGACGCAGAGUAUGCACGGGUAGGGGCGGAGGUCCGUGCGAUGAUAGUGAAAUGGAAGAAGACAAGGUGUAUGAUGCAUAUGGACGGGUGGUCGGACUGCCACAACAAACCGCAUUUGAAUGUGAUGGUGUCCUCACCCGUCGGUACUGUGUUUUGGAAGUCCGUCUGCAUGGAGGGCAAGGAGAAGGAUUCUGCAGCGUAUUUUCGAGUGUUGGACGAGGUGAUUAAGGAAAUCGGGGUGGAUGGGAUCGUUGGCGUUGUCAUGGACAACGCGAGGGUGUGCGUGAAGGCAGGGAAGAUGGUGGAGGCCGCCUAUCCGACCAUCUUAAGCCUUGGUUGUACGGCACAUGCGCUGGACCUGGCGAUGGAGGACAUGUACAAGGAAAUGCCUUGGAUGACGCAGGUUGUCGACGCCGGCAACAAGGUCGGCCGUUUCUUCUCGAAUGUGGACAAGGCAAGGGCCUUGUUCCACCAUUACUCCCCGAAGACAAAGCUGAAGCGGCCAGCACCAACCAGAUUCGCAACCAACUUCGAGAUGCUGCAGUCGCUGAAGGAAUUGUGGAAUGCUCUUGAUCGUUGUGUGUGCGACGCGGGAUGGGUGGACAAGAUGAUGAGGAGUGACCAGUUACUGGCAAUGCAUGAGGUAACAACCAUCGUCCUCGACAAGGGCGACGUUUGGAGCAAUGUGCAAAAGGCACUUCAUGUGAUGCAGCCAGUGGUGGAGCUGCUCCGUUUGGUGGAUGGGCAAGGAACAACCAUCUCAAAGGCUUACUUCAAGAUGGAUCGGGUUGUGCAGGACCUGCGAUUCAACGCGGCUACCCACAUCCCAUGGGCGGACGACGUGUCGGUGGACAAGGAGAUGGAGGAGUGGUAUGUGCGAUGGUUGGAGCGGGUCAAUGAGGAUGUCGAGGAGUUUGUGGAGGUCGACUUCGAUGAUGACGGAGAUGAGAUCCCGAUGCGGAGGACUUUCGUGCGCAAUGACGAAGUUGACGACAGGCUGGUCGAGGAGGAGGAGACUGAACUUGUUGGUACAAGGCAGCGCGACUGGCACGAGUGCACAAAGCCUGGGAAGCACCGCGAGCAAGAGUUGCGCAGGAGAUCUGGUUGCCAGCUGCCCGAGCCUGGAGAGUUGUACACAGAGGCGGGCUACGCUCUCGCAAUGGAAGCGCGACGGGCAGGCACGUGGGUGCAGGGCCGGGACGAGGCGCCAAGAAAGAGGAGAGGGAAAGGCAAGGGCAGGCAGACGGUGAUGGAUGAUGAUCCGCCCGCGCAGAGUGGGAAGAGGAAGGCUGUUCAACAAGAACAACCACCACCGAAGAGGGGCCGUCCAACUUUGGCAGAACAGGCGGCACGCAGGGCGCAGGUGGCUGAAGACAAGGCUGUUGCUGCAGCUGCUGCAGCAAAAGCUGCUGCUGACAAAGCCGCAAAGGCCAAAGCCAGAGCGGCAGCGAAAGCUGCCACAAAGAGCGCAGGUGGAGGGAAGACCAAGAAGUCUGUCGUUGUAAGUGACGACGACGACUUGGAUGUUCCGGAAGGAAGUCUGGACGAGGACGAGCCCGAAGGCUCGUCCACGUCUAGCGACUCAAGUUCUUCAUCGGCGGCCUCAUCAUCUCAGUCAAGUGGGAGGGAAGGCACAGACGGAGAAGGAAGUGAGGGAGGGGCCCAGUUCGAGGACGACGAGGAGGAAGAUCGAGCAGAGGCUGAGUAGAGGGAAGCCGUUCGAUCUAUGAGUUUAGGUAUUUGAUGCUCCAAGUGCACCGUUCU